AUGCCGUCGUGCUCCGCCCCGCAGGCUGCGCGCGAACGGGAUGCGCACCUGGAGGCCGAGCAGAGCAAGGUCGUCAGGCUGGAGGUGGAGGUCGCGGAGCUCAGGGCCUCCCUGUCCCGCAUGGCCGAGCUUGAGCGGGAGCUGGACUCCUACAGGCUGCAGGCGACGGCUGCGGAGCCGCGCAAGGCCUCAGGGCUGUGGGGUUUCAUCAGCGGGGCGGACGCCAACGCCUCGCCCCCACGAGACUGA
This is a messenger RNA of Auxenochlorella protothecoides, 249 nucleotides long. RefSeq lists its product as hypothetical. The coding region runs from base 1 to 249 and encodes 82 amino acids. The record is from RefSeq and is a predicted model, not a curated record. NCBI's taxonomy places the organism in Eukaryota, Viridiplantae, Chlorophyta, Trebouxiophyceae, Chlorellales, Chlorellaceae. The transcript is spliced from 3 exons.